AUGGGUGUUCUUCUUCUUUCAUCACCAGCAUUUCCUACACUCUUUCUCUUCUCUCUCAUAGCAUUGUGUCUCAUUCCUCAGCAUGCUCUUGCAAGCAUAACGAGGCACUACACGUUUGAAAUCAAACAGCAAAAUGUGACCAGAUUGUGCCACACAAAGAGCAUUGUAACAGUAAACGGCCAGUUUCCUGGGCCUCGAAUUGUUGCUAGGGAGGGUGAUCGCCUCCUUAUUAAAGUGGUUAACCAUGUCCAACACAACAUCUCUAUCCAUUGGCACGGCAUUCGACAGCUUCGAACAGGGUGGGCUGAUGGGCCUGCAUAUGUGACCCAAUGUCCCAUACAAACAGGCAACAGCUAUGUGUACAACUUCACCAUUGUAGGCCAAAGAGGCACUCUUUGGUGGCAUGCUCACAUUUCAUGGCUAAGAUCAACUCUUCAUGGCCCCAUAGUCAUCCUUCCCAAGCUUGGUGUGCCUUACCCAUUCACUAAACCCUACAAGGAGGUUCCGAUCAUCUUCGGAGAGUGGUGGAAUGCAGACCCUGAGGCAGUCAUUAAGCAGGCCUUGCAAACAGGAGGAGGGCCAAAUGUUUCCGAUGCUUAUACCUUUAAUGGACUUCCAGGGCCCUUGUACAACUGUUCUGCCAAAGAUGCAUUCAAGCUAAAGGUGAAAUCUGGGAAGACCUACCUUCUCCGUCUAAUCAAUGCAGCACUCAAUGAUGAGCUCUUCUUCAGCAUUGCAAACCACACCCUCAAAAUGGUAGACGUCGAUGCCGUUUAUGUCAAACCCUUUGAGACUGACACAAUUCUCAUUACCCCUGGGCAGACUACAAAUGUUCUGCUGAAGACCAAGCCCCAUUUCCCAAAUGCCACAUUUUUCAUGACUGCCAGGCCAUACGUGACUGGACUAGGCACCUUUGACAACUCCACUGUUGCUGGUAUUUUAGAGUACGAAUCACCCUCCAAAACCCUCCACUCAACCCUCCCAAUGAAGAAACUUCCACUAUUUAAACCAAUUCUGCCUGCUCUAAACGACACAUCCUUCGCAACAAAGUUCAGCAACAAACUCCGUAGUUUAGCCAAUGCACAAUUCCCGGCUAAUGUCCCCCAAAAGGUUGACAAGCACUUUUUCUUCACAGUAGGCCUUGGAACCAACCCCUGCAACAAGCAUAACCAAACCUGCCAGGGACCUAAUGGAACAAUGUUUGCUGCUUCAGUGAAUAACGUUUCUUUUGUAAUGCCAACCACUGCUCUACUCCAAGCCCACUUCUCCGGGCAAUCAAAUCGGGUUUACAGCUCUAACUUCCCAAGCAGUCCAGUGAUCCCAUUUAACUAUACAGGAACCCCACCAAACAAUACUAUGGUGAGCAAUGGUACAAAGCUAGUGGUACUUCCAUUUAACACUAGUGUGGAGUUGAUCAUGCAGGACACAAGCAUUCUUGGUGCCGAAAGCCACCCUCUUCAUCUGCAUGGAUAUAAUUUCUUUGUAGUUGGCCAAGGGUUUGGGAACUUUGACCAAAAUAAGGACCCUGCAAACUUCAAUUUGGUUGACCCUGUUGAAAGAAAUACCGUGGGUGUGCCCUCUGGUGGAUGGGUCGCUAUACGAUUUCUAGCAGAUAAUCCCGGUGUAUGGUUCAUGCAUUGCCACUUGGAGAUCCAUACUAGUUGGGGCUUGAAGAUGGCUUGGGUAGUCUUAGAUGGAAAGCUUCCCAACCAGAAGUUGCUUCCUCCACCGGCUGAUCUUCCCACAUGUUAA
This is a messenger RNA of Prunus armeniaca (apricot), 1752 nucleotides long. The record is from the annotation of a GenBank genome assembly. Lineage: Eukaryota; Viridiplantae; Streptophyta; Magnoliopsida; Rosales; Rosaceae.